AUGACUGAGAGCAGCAGCGCGACUCUGACUUCCACAAGCGAGACCAGCAGCGUAUCGCUAACCAGCUCGUUGAGCAGUACGACAGAGACCAGCAGCACGACCCUGACUUCUUCAAGUCAGACCAGCAGUGCGUCGAGCACCUCGUCGUUGAGCAGCACGACGGGGUCCAGCAGCUCGACGUUGAGCAGCACGACGGUCAGCAGCACGACGAAGAGCAGCAGCACAACCCUGACGUCCACGAGUCAAACCAUCAGUGCGUCGAGCACCACUUCGCUGAGCAGCACUACUGAGAGCAGCAGCACGACGCUAACUUCCACGAGUGAGACCAGCAGCAUGACUAGCACCACUUCGUUGAGCAGCUCGACCGGCACUAGCAGCACGACAUUGAUCAGCACGACGCAGAGCAGCACCGCAUCUUUGAGCAGCACGACGGUUACCAGCACAAGUUCUUUGUUCAGUACGACGGAUAGUAGCAGCACGACAGGUAGCAGCAGCACUACUUUGACAAGUACGACGGAGAGCAGCACGACGCAGAGCAGCAGCACGACCCUGACUUCUACGAGCGAGACGAGCAGUGGGUCAAGCACUACGACAUUGAGCAGCACGACGGGAAGCAGUACCACGACCUUGACUUCCACGAGUGUGUCCAGCAGUAUAACGAGCACCACUUCGUUGAGCACCACGACUGAGACCAGUAGCACGAGUUUGACAAGCACGACGCUGAGCAGCACAUCGGAUACCAGCACGACGAAAAGCAGCAGCACGACUCUGACUUCUUCAAGUCAGACCAGCAGUGCGUCGAGUACCACUUCAUUGAGCAGCACGACUGCUACCAGCACCGCAUCUUUGAGCAGCACGACGGAGAGCAGCAGCACAACCCUAACAUCGACCAGUGGAACCAGCACCCUGUCUAGCACCACUUCGCUGAGCAGCUCGACCGGCACUAGCAGCACGACGUUGAGCAGCACCACGGAGAAGUAG
Molecule: messenger RNA, 981 nt
Organism: Prorocentrum cordatum
Lineage: Eukaryota; Dinophyceae; Prorocentrales; Prorocentraceae
Source: the annotation of a GenBank genome assembly